This is a messenger RNA of Mytilinidion resinicola, 1884 nucleotides long. RefSeq lists its product as uncharacterized. The record is from RefSeq and is a predicted model, not a curated record. Gene Ontology annotation, molecular function: single-stranded DNA 5'-3' DNA exonuclease activity. Lineage: Eukaryota; Fungi; Ascomycota; Dothideomycetes; Mytilinidiales; Mytilinidiaceae. Gene Ontology annotation, cellular component: mitochondrion; nucleus. Gene Ontology annotation, biological process: interstrand cross-link repair. Bases 264 to 1619 code for a protein of 451 amino acids. The transcript has 2 exons.
AUGACGCCCACUCCUCAACACCAACGACCAGCAUGGCAUGGCUCUCUCCGCGGCGACAGUUUUAACGAAGGGCUCGCAGAGCGACUAUGGAUCCGACUUCGACACGGAAGACGAAAGCACUCUCAGCGAACUGCUCUCUGAGCUCGAGGCCAACGCGCCCAAGCGGUUCGUUGUCGAAAGCAUAGAAGAUGAAGCCAUUACUUUGCCCACGCGCGAUCUUGUUAUGCCAAAAGGCCGCCGGGAUAAGGCCACAUCUCCGAAGUAUGGGGCGAAUGUGCUGGAAGAAGACUUGCGUCGGCGUCAACUGCGCAGCCCUUCUGUCGAGAUCGAAUACGCAGAGCACUCGCGCACGUCUUUCGGUGCAUUUAGUGGCGCGAGAAGAGUCGCCUGGACCUCAACGUGCUGUAUUAGUGGAGCCCGAGUCGAACCCCGAAGUUGAAGACACCCGUUCCCCUCUUCAGAGGUUCCGGACGAAACCCAAGAAGCCUCUUUCGGUGACCGAUUUGGUCUCGCCGGCAUGGUGUGAAUUGCAGUACUGGUACAAUCUGUCAAAGUUUGGGCGCAAAAAGGCUACUCCUGCGAUGAAACAAGGGUCUGCGGUACACAAGGUGCUAGAAGAGCAGGUUCAUGAGAUUGUCCAAGUGCGACCAAAAACUAAGGAAGAUGUGUGGGGUCUCAAGAUCUGGAACGUUAUACAAGGGCUUCGUACUCUAAGGCUUACCGGAAUGACUCGCGAACUGGAGAUAUGGGGUGUGAUAGACGGGCAGAUUGUCAACGGCAUUAUCGAUGAGAUCUCGUACUCUUGCCCGGACCCAGAUUUCGAGGAGAAGCUGGAGAAAUCCAAGGCAGAGGCUGAGAAUGGUGCGAAGGCAGCCCUUCCGUCCAAUCAGACAUCUAUCGCGGAUUUCCUCCAUAAUACCAACUCACCCAGCCAAGAGUCCGGCCCAUGGCUAGGGAACCCGUUUCCAGAGCGCAAGGUGUAUGUUACCGACGUCAAAACCCGCGGUAGCAAAUACAUGCCUAAAGGCGUGUCUCUUCGUCCGACAUUCUACCAGCUGAUGCUCUAUCGGAUGCUGCUUGACGCCCUAGCAGCUAAUACUGUUCCUGCGGAUGUUAUCUUUUCUCGAUACAGUUUGACACCUUUGAAACCGUUUACACCUGCUUUCAUCGAGGAGAUCGAAGACCUCGACUCCUGGAAGGAGAAUAUUCCAUCGACCGACGAUCUUUCCGACGUAUCCCGGGAAUUCUACCACGAGCUCAAGACCUACAACAACCUCACAGCUCUCUGGAGCCUGAUGAUGACCGAGUUCAGUCUCGCAAUGUCUGGAUCAGCUUCGAUCAGCGACGUCCUGCAUGCCGAGUUUCGAUGGUCCAAGACUGGAGAUAUUAUUGGGAGCGAACUAUUCGCGUAUGAUACCGCGGUGCUGCAAAAAUACGUGGGCGAAGAGAUGAAAUGGUGGAAAGGGGAGCGAGAAGCUAAGGGAGUUGACAUAGAAGAGGCGUUCAAGUGUCGAAUAUGCGAGUUCGCGGACGAAUGCACAUGGCGGAAGACGAAGAUCGAAGAGGCUAUGGAGAAGCACAGGCUCAGAUUGGCAGCGAGGGCCAAGUCUGCUGUAUGAAUGGUGGAUGCAUCAGAAGCCAUGUCGAUUUCCCUUUGGCUGUGGAGCUAUAACGAGUUCAAACGGCUGGACUAUGUCCUGAUUGAUCGACGACAUUUUGAGCGACCGCGAUGGAGUCAUUUUCACGCAUCACUUGAGUUUGGAGCAUCGGCGAGCAAGCAAGUCUAGUUUGUAUAUACGAUGAGGCAAUGGCUUCAUGAUCUAUAAAUGUAUACUACUCCACUUCAAUAGAUCCGUCGCCAUCUUAACCUCGGCUACCUCAAGA